AAAAAAAACUGCUGCUGCACUACCGUCGCAGACGGAUGACGCACUCACUGGAAGAUGGAGAGAACACACAUGUCAGCUUUUGCCUUGUAUCAGACUUUGCCGACUCCCGCUGCUAAGACGCCUCCACCACAGGUCGAAGCAAAGAAGAAGAAGAAGAAGAAAAAGUACAAUGAGCCUGAACCUGCUAAUGUGAAAGUAUUUAAACCUAAAAUGAAAGCUGAUAAGAACAUGAAAAAGAAGCAGCUUCACAAAAAGUCUCCCCAGAAAGAGAAGAGUCUUAAGAAAAAUACAGACGCAUCUAAGGAGAAGUGUGCCAAUGUAAAUGGUGAAUCUCUAGAAGAUGUGCUGAGCAGCCUGGCAAAGGUCAACAACAGCAGGGAGAGAGCGAGCGAGCUGUUCCAGUGGCUCAUCAGCCCCGUUCCUGCCACGUCCUUUUUCAGGGAAACAUGGGAAAAGAAGCCCAUCUUUGUCCAGCGCAAGAAUCCACAUUACUACCAGGGGCUGUUCUCCACAGCCGAGUUUGAUCGCAUACUGAGAGAGGAGAAUGUUCAGUUUGGGGUGAACCUGGACGUCACAAGCUACACUAAUGGCAAGAGAGAAACGCACAAUCCUCCAGGGAGAGCUCUGCCAUUCACUGUGUGGGAUUUCUACGAGAGCGGCUGCUCCCUCCGCAUGCUGAAUCCUCAGGCUUUCUCCUCUACAGUGUGGAACGUGCUGUCCAUCCUCCAGGAACAGUUUGGCAGCAUGGCAGGAGCUAACGUAUACCUGACCCCGCCCGGGACACAGGGCUUUGCGCCGCAUUACGACGACAUUGAGGCGUUUGUGGUUCAGCUGGAGGGGAAGAAACACUGGCGAGUGUAUAACCCAAGAUCAGAAGAAGAGGUCUUGCCCGUGCUUUCGAGUCCGAACUUCAACCAGGCGGAUAUCGGGAAGCCCAUCCUGGACGUGGUGGUAGAAGCCGGGGACCUCCUCUACUUCCCUCGAGGCUUCAUCCAUCAGGGCGACUGUCUGCCCGACGCACACUCCCUGCACAUCACCAUCUCCUCCUACCAGAAGAACAGCUGGGGAGAUCUGCUGCUGAAGGUGGUCCCAGCAGCACUGGAGAUCGCAAUGGAGGAGGACGUGGACUUCAGAAGGGGUUUACCGCUGGAUUACCUGACAUAUAUGGGAGUGCAGAACUCCGACAAGAACGACCCACGCAGGGAUAAGUUCUUCUCAAACAUCGGGAGCCUGAUGAAGAGGCUGACAAAUUUCGCUCCAGUGGAUGCCGCGGUGGAUCAGAAAGCCAGAGAGUUCCUCCAUGAUUGCCUCCCUCCCGUGCUCUCUCCGGAGGAAUUGGCCAGCAGCGUGCAAGGUGCUCCAGCGAGGUGGGCUGGUGGACAAGUUAAGGGCACGGGAGUGCACAUCACCACCAAAACACAAGUCAGACUUCUACGUGCUGGAUGCGCCAGGUUAUGCAGUGACGGAGGCGUUAUCGAGCUUUACUACACCUCAGAAAACUCCAGGGUUUACCACAAAGAGGAGCCCAAGAGUUUUGAAGUGAAAGCAGAGCACACGGAUGCCAUCGAGUUUCUGAUCCAUUCAUAUCCCAGCUUCGUGACGGUAGAAAGGCUGCCGUGUGAUUCCGUGCCGGACAGAAUUGAGUUGGCUGAACAGCUUUUUGAGAAGGGGAUCAUCCACACUGCACAGCCUCUAUAGUGGUCCCAGAUUCUUCAGUCGUGCAGACCGCAUUCAAAUGAUCUUCCUACAAAAUAAGAUCCUUCGUGCGAAACCCUUUUGCACUAAGUUGUCUUCAUUACUGAAACUUCACAAUUCAUUUAUGAAUUUUGCAAGAGCAGCUUCAAAUAAAUCAUGUUAUAUCCAACCAAAAUCA
This is a messenger RNA of Mugil cephalus (flathead mullet), 1873 nucleotides long. It is a transcript of the gene riox1, whose product is annotated as ribosomal oxygenase 1. Gene Ontology annotation, cellular component: nucleolus. Lineage: Eukaryota; Metazoa; Chordata; Actinopteri; Mugiliformes; Mugilidae. The transcript has 15 exons. The record is from RefSeq and is a predicted model, not a curated record. Gene Ontology annotation, molecular function: histone H3K36 demethylase activity; histone H3K4 demethylase activity. Bases 55 to 1698 code for a protein of 547 amino acids.